Molecule: messenger RNA, 774 nt
Organism: Delphinapterus leucas (beluga whale)
Lineage: Eukaryota; Metazoa; Chordata; Mammalia; Artiodactyla; Monodontidae
Source: RefSeq, a predicted model, not a curated record
AUGCGAGGGGUCCAUCCGCACCCCCACCCCCCGGGCGUGCGGCUCUCCGCUGCCCUGCGCCGAGCUUCCCUAGCGGACGCGUCCCGCCUCCUUACCUCCCGACUGGACGGUCGGGACGGUCACAGAGCUAGAGGCUGGUGGGUCAGGGGCAGGGCUAGACUGCCCUCAUACCCUCCGGUCCACGGACCUUCCACUGACCACGCUGCUGCCCAGCUGCCCUCCGGGAGAGGAUUUCAGGCCCUGGAUCACUGGAAGUUCACAGAGGCCCAGAAGCUGCUGGCCCAAAGGAGGCCCCGCCGGCCCUUCUUUGAACCCUCCAUCCGGGCCCUCAUCAUCUUGUGUGCCUCCCUGGCCGUGGUCCUCUCCUCCCUCUCCAUCUGCGAUGGCCACUGGCUCCUGGUCGACGACCGUCUCUUCGGGCUGUGGCACUUCUGCACCACCUCCAACCAGGCUGAGCUGCACUGCCUCCGAGACCUGAGGCAGGCCCACGUGCCCGGGCUAGCCUCGGGCAUGGCUGUGGCCCGCAGCGUGGCCACCUUGGCCGUGGUGGUCGCCAUCUUUGGCCUGGAGCUCCUCAUGGUGUCCCAGGUGUCCGAGGACGCCCACUCGUCGCUCACAGCGACGUGGCCCCGGAGGCUUCAGGGCCCGGGGCCCGCGGUCGUUUGGGCAUCCCACCUGCCGGCCCACGCAGCGCUAGGCGCAGCCCAGACGCAGACCGGCCCGGCGCUCCUGCCCGACAGCAGCUGGCCCGAAGCCACUGGGAGCCACCAUUGA